UCUCUUUUGUGGGGUGGGGCGGGGGGAAGGGUGUUUGACUGGCUUGGUUUUUACCGGGGGACAAGGGGCUGCGGAGAGGGGGACACCGGGGAGGCCCGUCCCCGGGGGCGGCGGCGGCGGCGGCGGCAUGGAGGUGGCCGAGCCGCCGGCGCUGGGCCUGUUCCCCGAGGGCGAGCUCAUGUCGGUGGGCAUGGACACCUUCAUCCACCGCAUCGACUCCACCGAGGUCAUCUACCAGCCGCGCCGCAAGCGGGCCAAGCUCAUCGGCAAGUACCUGAUGGGGGACCUGCUGGGCGAGGGCUCGUACGGGAAGGUGAAGGAGGUGCUGGACUCGGACACCCUGUGCCGCCGCGCCGUCAAGAUUCUCAAGAAGAAGAAGCUGCGGCGUAUCCCCAACGGCGAGGCGAACGUCAAGAAGGAGAUCCAGCUGCUGCGCCGCUUACGCCAUAAGAACGUCAUCCAGCUGGUGGAUGUGCUGUACAACGAGGAGAAGCAGAAGAUGUAUAUGGUGAUGGAGUACUGCGUGUGCGGCAUGCAGGAGAUGCUGGACAGCGUGCCCGAGAAGCGCUUCCCGGUGUGCCAGGCCCACGGGUACUUCUGCCAGCUGGUGGACGGGCUGGAGUACCUGCACAGCCAGGGCAUCGUGCACAAGGACAUCAAGCCCGGCAACCUGCUGCUCACCACGGCCGGCACGCUCAAGAUCUCGGACUUGGGCGUGGCCGAGGCCCUGCACCCCUUUGCGGAGGACGACACCUGCCGCACCAGCCAGGGCUCCCCGGCCUUCCAGCCCCCCGAGAUCGCCAACGGCCUGGACACCUUCUCUGGCUUCAAGGUGGACAUCUGGUCAGCCGGGGUGACGCUCUACAACAUCACGACGGGCCUGUACCCCUUCGAGGGGGACAACAUUUACAAGCUGUUCGAGAACAUCAGCAAGGGCGACUACACCAUCCCCGGCGACUGCGGGCCGCCGCUGUCCGACCUGCUGAGAGGGAUGCUGCAGUACGAGCCGGCGCGCAGGUUCUCGCUGCAGCAGAUCCGCCAGCACAGCUGGUUCAGGAAGAAGCACCCGCCGGCCGAGGAGCCCGUGCCCAUACCGCCCAGCGCCGACGGGCAGGACCGUUGGCGGGGCAUGACAGUGGUGCCCUACCUGGCGGAUCUGCACCACGGUGACGACGAAGACGACCUGUCCGACCUGCAGGACGGCAUCAUCUACACUCAGGACUUCACGGUGCCCGGUCCCAGAGGAGGGCGCUGCACAGAGCCGGGGCACCCUGCCCAAGGCCGUGUGUCUGAAUGGCACAGAGGCCCCACCGAGCGCCAGGCCCAAGGAGCGGCGGCCCAGCGCCCACGGCGCUCGCAAGGCCUGCUCGGCCGGAAGCAGGAUCCGCCGCCUGUCGGCCUGCAAGCAGCAGUGAGGGCACAGCCCCGAUCCAGGUGCCCAGGCCAGCUGUACUUUCAUCAGCCGUGGCCCACCCCCAUCCUGGGAGGUCGCCCGGGGUCCCCGAGGACAGGGCUGGGGACAGCGGGGCCACCCGCGCACGGGGCUCCCUGCGGACUUCGCAAUCCUGAGCUGAGCCGGCGCCUGGAGGAGGCGGCCCAGGCUGGGCAGCCACCACAACGCACUUUACUCCUACACACUGGUCCCCGUCUGUCAUCGCCUCCAGGAAGCCCGCCGGUGCUGCAUGGCCGGCGUCCAGCCCGUGGCCACCUUCUGUUUGUUUGGGGUUUUCUCCCUUUUUUUUUUUUUUUUUUAAGAAAAAAAAUAAAACAGGUGGAUUUGAGUUGUGGUGGUGAGGCACUCCCAGAGAAGGCACGCAGGCUGAGUGUGCGGUAAAUAUUUAUCUCAACCGGGAACCGAACACGCAGCCCAGGGGCCAGCGUGAAGCUGCGGAGCACGGCUGCUGGGCUUUUGGCAAUAAAUAAAGCUGGGGCUGGGACCUGGGCCUUCAGA
Molecule: messenger RNA, 1951 nt
Organism: Erinaceus europaeus (western European hedgehog)
Lineage: Eukaryota; Metazoa; Chordata; Mammalia; Eulipotyphla; Erinaceidae
Gene: STK11
Product: serine/threonine kinase 11
Exons: 10
Coding region: 128-1834 (568 amino acids)
Biological process (GO): positive regulation of vesicle transport along microtubule; glucose homeostasis; regulation of cell growth
Cellular component (GO): nucleus; cytoplasm
Molecular function (GO): protein serine/threonine kinase activity; ATP binding; protein kinase activator activity
Source: RefSeq, a predicted model, not a curated record